ACAUUCUUCGCUACUGGCACCUGGCCGACAUAUUCUUGGAUGGGCGGCGGCAAAGUGUGUUGCAACGUGUGGCAAGCGGAGACCUACUUCUUGCAGAAGUCAGUCGAGCUAAGCAAGAACACACAGGCCAAGCUAAGCACGUCCUUUAAACUGGACACAGUUUGUACCAUCGACGCAAUUUUUGCUGGAUGAAGAUGAAUUCAUGAAAGCACAGAGUAGAGGACGGAUGACACAAUGCCUGCACCGAGCGUGUAGCGUUAAGUAACAGUCAAGUAGCAUAUUUUGCGAGGAAUGCUAUCUCGUCUUAUGCACAAUGUUUCAUUGGGGAAAGUGGAAGAAGAGGAUGGGGGCUAGUAGCUCUUCCAAAAGGCCAGUGUUCGAUGAGAAGGAAGAUGUGAAUUUCGACCAUUUCCAAAUACUUCGCGCAAUUGGGAAAGGGAGUUUUGGAAAGGUAUGCAUUGUUCAGAAGAGGGACACGGAGAAGAUGUACGCCAUGAAGUAUAUGAACAAACAGCAGUGCGUAGAGCGAGAUGAGGUCCGAAACGUCUUUAGAGAGCUAGAGAUCCUACAGGAAAUUGAACAUGUAUUUUUAGUAAACCUCUGGUAUUCAUUUCAAGAUGAAGAAGAUAUGUUCAUGGUGGUGGACCUACUGCUGGGAGGGGAUUUGCGCUACCACCUGCAGCAGAAUGUGCAGUUCAGUGAGGAUGCAGUGAAGGUCUACCUCUGCGAGAUGACGCUAGCACUUGAUUAUCUACAGAGCCAACACAUCAUCCACAGGGAUAUCAAACCUGAUAAUAUCCUACUGGAUGAACAAGGGCAUGCUCAUCUAACAGAUUUCAACAUUGCUACCAUAAUCAAAGAUGAAGAAAGGGCUACAGCCUUAGCUGGAACCAAGCCCUAUAUGGCCCCUGAGAUCUUCCAGUCGUUUGUGAGUGGAGGGACUGGCUAUGCCUUUGAAGUAGACUGGUGGUCUCUGGGAGUAACGGCCUUUGAGGUCCUCAGAGGAUGGAGGCCUUAUGAAAUCCAUGCCACUGAUUCCGUGGAGUCUCUAAUGCAGCUUUUCAGCACAGUUAGCGUGCAGUACUGCCCAACCUGGCCGAAGGACCUGGUGUCACUGCUGAGGAAGCUGCUGACUGUGAACCCUGAGCAUCGCUACUCCAGUCUCGCCCACAUGCAGACUGCCUCCUGCCUUUCAGAUGUUAACUGGGAAGCUGUCUACGAGAAGAAAGUGGAUGCUGGCUUUGUUCCUAAUAAAGGACGCCUGCAUUGUGAUCCAACCUUUGAACUUGAAGAGAUGAUUCUAGAGUCGCGACCUCUCCACAAGAAGAAGAAGCGUCUUGCUAAGAGCAGAUCACGGGACAACAGCAAAGACUCCCAAUCAGAGAGUGACUACCUACAGGAGUGCCUUGACGUUGUGCAGCAAGAGUUCAUGAUCUUCAAUCGCGAGAAGUUAAAGAAGAGCCAAGAGGGUCCAUCAGAGGGCGGGGCAGAAGGUGAAGCUGAUGCAGAUGAUGAUUUAGAUGUGGAGGCCACUGAGGAUGACGAGACAGAACUGGACCCUGAGGCAGAGACCUCCAAACUCGACAUAUGUGGAUCUGUUUGUUCCUCUACUGGUAGCUGCUAGCACACCUUGCACAGUUCACCACUCAGCCUUCCAGUUGCUGUGUGUUUUCUAUGCCUGAAGCACUUUCACCAGUUCCUCAGUAGAGAAACUGAAGAGGAUAGAGUGCACUAACUUUACAUGCCCUCUAUAUCUGUAGCAUUUACCAUGUUAUGGCGGCAACCUACAUCGACCAUUUGUAACAAUAAGCUUGAAUUUCUAUGCAAUACAGUUUGAUGUGUAUUCACAAUUAGUCUCUAGUGCUAUGCAGGACACCAACACCUGUGCAGCAUGGUGUAUUGUGAUGUAGUGCCAUGCAGUUUUAAGGUAUGAAUGAGGUCCUGUUUUUUGUAAUGGCAUGGCAUUAUUAAACCGUUAAACUCUUUGUGGUAAUAGUGGGUUAGAUUUGUGAUUUUUGUUUGCUGUUCUGUUUGCAUAGUGAUUGGUGUCUUUUAGUGUCUUUUUAUCGAAAUACUAAUACCUGUUGCUAAAGGUGUCAUUUACUACAGCAACAUGAAGAAAGACAUUUCAAUUACAUGAUCUGCAUGAAGUCCACCUUCCAGCUGAAGAAUUCUUUGGAAACCUUACUUUUCUUUCCAGUCCUUCCUAGUGUUUGUUUUAAUGAUCAAUAUCUUAAGCUUGAGUUGGUGCAAGAUCAGUGUAAAGGGGGGGAGACUUGCACUUCUGCCAGUAUUGUAGCUUCAACGGUUAUCUACUUUUGCUAUAAGAAUUUGAUAGGAAUAUUGUUGAGAGAUGCAUGUAAACACGAUACGUACGCAGGCUCUGUUCCGUACAGAAGCCCUGAGAUGGCAUAUAUUUAAGUUAGUCCGUUAUUUGUCAUUAUCUUGAGAAAACGAAACUUGGUUUCCCUGAGAUAAUGACACAAUUUAUACAAUAUUUUGGAAAAAGGAUACAUUGUUUUAUUCCACUGCUGGACAGCUCUGCUGAGGUCUUGGGAGACGUCUGAUGAAUGUGUGAUAUACGACUGAAAUGAAGCAACACAGGUGUUAUAAACCCUGUGGAAUGUUUUAUUGUUUUCAUCCUAAAAAUAAAAGCCUGUUAUGUG
Molecule: messenger RNA, 2666 nt
Organism: Clupea harengus (Atlantic herring)
Lineage: Eukaryota; Metazoa; Chordata; Actinopteri; Clupeiformes; Clupeidae
Gene: stk32c
Product: serine/threonine kinase 32C
Biological process (GO): protein phosphorylation; regulation of signal transduction; G protein-coupled receptor signaling pathway
Molecular function (GO): ATP binding; G protein-coupled receptor kinase activity; G protein-coupled receptor binding
Source: RefSeq, a predicted model, not a curated record